This is a messenger RNA of Chenopodium quinoa (quinoa), 780 nucleotides long. RefSeq lists its product as uncharacterized. The coding region runs from base 1 to 780 and encodes 259 amino acids. NCBI's taxonomy places the organism in Eukaryota, Viridiplantae, Streptophyta, Magnoliopsida, Caryophyllales, Amaranthaceae. The transcript has a single exon. The record is from RefSeq and is a predicted model, not a curated record.
AUGGGUUCAUCCGAGUCUUUAGCUGCAAACUUUAAGUCUAGUAUGAUGAAGACUUUUGAGAUGAAAGAUUUGGGGUUGUUGCAAUAUUUUUUGGGUCUUGAAGUAAAACAAGACUUGGAUGGAAUUCUUGUAUGCCAAAAGAAGUACUCUGCAGAUUUGUUACAGAGGUUCAAUAUGUCAGAUUGUGAAAUUGCAGUCACACCAAUGAAUGUCAAUGAAAAGUUACAACGUGAAGAUGGAACGGAAGUAGCAAAUGCAACGCUAUUUAGAAGUCUAGUGGGUGGUUUAAAUUACUUAACACACACUAGACCCGACAUUGCUUUUCCCGUCAGCUUGGUAUCCAGAUUUUUGCAUGAUCCUUCCCGACAACAUCUUGGUGCAGCCAAAAGAACACUUCGAUAUGCUGCUGGAACUAUAGACUUUGGCAUUUGGUACUCAAAAACAUCAAGUUUCAAACUUGUGGGCUUCACUGACAGUGAUUGGGUAGGUAGUAUUGAUGAUCGUAAGAGCACUUCAGUGAGUGUUUUCAGUCUUGGUUCAGGUGCAGUAACAUGGAGUUCAAUGAAGCAAGAAACAGUAGCUUUAUCUUCUUCUGAAGCUGAAUAUGCAGCAGCUACUUUAGCAGCACGUCGGGAUUUGUGGCUUAGAAAAUUACUUUCUGAUCUUGGUUAUGUGCAAGCAGAAGCUACUGAUGUUUUUUGUGACAACAGGUCAGCUAUUUCAAUGAGCAAAAAUCCAGCAUUUCAGAUGUGCAGCAUCACUUUGUUCGACAACUUGUAG